AUGUUCCGAAACCCUUGGAUCUCUGGUUACCAUGUCAAUCAUGUGCAGCACUGCGGCACAGAACUUGGAUCAGAAGAUCUGGGAAAACUUUGCACCUCAACAUCAUUGCCAACAGAAGCCUUAAGUUUUCAGAGUGAUUUCUCCCUGCACGACAAGACCACCCUGGUCAAGAGCGUUUCAGAUACAGAUGCCAAACUCCUGGUGGUUCUGCCCAAGGUUUCAGAACUGAAGAAAUACUUCGAGGGUGAUCUUCCAGAAGAUUUCAUAAUGAACAGGAAGGAGAGGAUUGCACGGCGUCUGGAAGGGAUUGAAAGUGACUCUGCGCCAGCCCUGCUGACUAGCGGCUUGGUCACCAACAGAAUGCUGGAGGAGGACCCACCCCGGUAUACUCGGGCCUCAGACCCCUGCGAGCCAUGUGUUAUGGUGAGACAUUUCAGCAAAGAGGAUCUGCAUGCAUCACAAAAGCCAGUGACAUCCCCACAACAUCAGGCCAAAGGAGGUGUCAACCCCGUAAUAUUGACACCUACGUCUACACCCUCGGACCCAGUCAGUCUGAGUUCCAAGGCUGAGCGCAUCGCUCGCUACAAAGCAGAGAGACGGCGGCAGUUGUCGGAGAGGUAUGGCAUACUCCUUGAUCAGGAAGUGGACAUUGAUUACACACCACGCUACCGCGCCCGACUCGACCAAGAUGCCGCUGCCGACAGACACUCGACUGGAAGUGGAGUUAAACCACAACCAGAGCUACCAGAUCAUGAAACUGGUGGUCCGUACCGCUCUGGUGUGGGAAGGGUUUACAUGAGGACUCACCCGAAACCUGCAUCUCCAGACGCACUGGUCCCAGUUAACACAAUCCAAGCACCAGCCCAUUCACAAGAUGGAAGAUUCUCUGAGAGGGAAAGGGUCAUGAACAUGGAGAACCACCGGAGAGGUGGGACUCAAGAUCAUGCAUCUCGGACUAGGACCCAGGAGCACCACAUGCCUCCGCCCCAGCAGAUUCAGCCUCAGCAGCAAAGCUCUACACAUCACAACCGCACAGACACAAUCCAUGUUGUGAUGAGUCCCAACACCAGCAGGGACUACAGGGUCACAGCAAUACCCAGCUCGCCUCGAACUGCCCGUCGGGCCUCGCUGCCAUCUACCCGCCAUGGUAUCUCACCUGGGGAUUUGUUCAUUGAGCAACAGGCACAGAGCAUCCUCAACAGACAGGGAAUCAGAGUAAGUGCACAGCGGCCUUCUGAGUGGAGCGCCAGACACAGGACUCAGGAACUUCCUUUCCCACCCAACCUGGACCCAGGCCAGCAGAGAACUGUUCAUCAGCCCGAGCACACCCCGGGUCACCCAAAGUUUGCUCAAGAGUACCAUCCUACCAUUGACAGCCCAGUGUCUGCCAGCCAAAUCCCCAGUCCUCCAGAGGUUCCACCACGAAGGCGCGUGAGUGCUGAACAAAUUUAUGCUGCCCACAAAGAGGCAAGGCUGGAGGCCCAGCAAGCUUCCAAAGAAGAAGUACACACGGAAGGUUUGCUGAAGAGCCGCAAAGCUGUGUUACCAUCUGAGAUUCGCCGACGAGAAAAGACUGUGGAUGACCCUCACAGAGGUCCGAGCGAAAGCAUGGAAUGGUGGGAUUACAGCCCAGAACAGAAGAAGAUGAAUCAAGUAGCCAAGAAAGACUUGGAUCCACCCAAAGAGCGAAGGCGGGAGAGAAGAGAGAUGGCGGAGAAGAGCCGAGAGCGAGGCAGGCAUCGUCAUUCGGGUCACGAGAAUCAAGAGGCUAGAGUGUUCAAAGACAUACACUUGGAGAAUAUUUCAGACACUGUCAACCAUCCAGAGUCACUUGUGUUUCAGACACAAACCAGUGGAAAAGCUGAGGAAGAUCUCCAGAGACAGCAUCAAUACAACUCAGUGAGGAGGCCUAUGGAGACAAAAGAACAUCAGGGAGAACAAGAAACUUGUUCAAAGAGAGUUGAGGAGGCUCUGCGAUGUGAAGUCUCAGACCCUCCAAGGCAGCAGAAAUUGCAAAGUAGCGACUCGGCCAUUUACCUCCAGAAGGGUUCCACUUUACCUCAGGCCAAGCACAAAAGCACAGAGGCAGGAGGAGGGCCCAAACCCAAGACGCGAACUCGUUCCAUGUCAGACAUUGGUAUCAGCCGGCAUUCUGUCAUAUACCGUACAAAGAGGGCUGCCGCUACCCGUGAGACCUCCUCCAGGCCGAUGCAGCCAUCAGGGGUGUCGAAUUGCGACACGGGCGCCUUAGACACCCGUGUGUCGGUCGCUCAGCUGCGACAUUCAUACCUGGAGAACGCCAACAGGAAGCCUGACUUCGAGAGCAUCCAGUCCUCAGCGACAGAGGCGGACCUUGGGUCAAGUGGCCCUGAGUCCCAGGGGGAAAAGACGGCUCGGAGGCCUCGUCGCUACAUCACGCCAGGGGACGGCCGCACAUCCGAGAGAUGUCGAACUCAACCUAUCACAUCUGCGGAACGUCUGGAGACUGACAGGUCACAUCUCAGUCCAGCACCGCUGCAAGAUGUAGAAGCGGAUGAAGAAAAACUAGACGAGCGGGCCAAGAUGAGCGUGGCAGCCAAGCGUUCUCUUUUCAGGGAAUUAGAAAAGACUUCCGAGGGUGGUGUUCCCAAGCCUCGCUCUCGAAACGCUGCCGUGGAACGCCGUCUGCGGAGAGUCCAGGACCGCUCACACACUCAACCCGUCACCAGCAAGGAGGUGGGCGACGCUUGCAGUGAGCCUUCCACGUCAUCACCUGCUUCAGGAAGUCUCACCACCACUACCACCAGCACCAUCAGCACCACCACCAGUUCAACUGUUGUUAGCACUGCUGUCACCACCAUUAGCAUUCAAACAGCUCCAGCCACUCAGGAGAAGAUCCAGGAAAUCCAGCAAGAUGAGCCCCCAAAACCUGAAGGGGAUGACCUAUCCACACUCAGCUUGGCGGAAAAGAUGGCCCUCUUUAACCGCCUCGCCCAUGCUUCGGACGAGUCACCGUCAAAGAGUGACACUUCCCGCCAGCGCCGUGCUCUCGCACGCUUUCAGACUCAGCCAAUCACACAGGGCGAAGUAGAACAGAUAAAACUCAGCAGCCAAGUCAAACUGGAGCCCCUCCCCGCCUCCGUGGUCCGCUCAGUUGCAGUCGCCCCCUCUCAAGCCUCUGUUUCCACGGUAACCGUGACGCCUGGAUGCAGCAGCAUCACCUGUGAGGGGGACUCCGCUACUCAACAAGCCCCCGCCAAGUCCGCGAGCCACCAGGAGAGGGUGUUACGAUACCUUUCACAGACCCAGAGCGCGGGAACCCCAGGCCACGCCGAGCUCCUCCCAGAUAGCUCUGAGCAACCGGGGGCUGUCCCUGCUCCCGCCCCUUUUUCUGUCACUUCUCGCCGGCAUCAGGCGGAGACAGAGGAAGACGACAAGGCAGAUACACAUCCCGACACGAAAGCCCUUGGAGAUACUAGGAAGGAGAAAGCGGAGGAAGCAGGAGGCGAAGGAGGAGGUGGAAAGGAGGAACAAAGCCGGCACCUGGAAGAAGAACCAGGAGGGGACAGCGGCACGCAAAGCAGGGAAGGGCUGUCAGACCUGCAAGAUCGACCUCCUUCGCUGAAGCCUCUGAUAACCAAAGUGUCCCCAACAACAUCUCACGUGUCCAGCAUCCAGCAGAUCCAUUCUGUCAUCCAACCUCCCCCAACCCCACCCAAACCCUUCUUGCGUCAGCCCCCUUCUGAGCCACCGAAACCCCAGUCUUCGCCAACAUAUCCCAACUCGUUCACUCAGCCUCAGCAGAGCCAGGCAAAACCUCAGGAACUCAUCCCCAAGCCUUAUCCUCAACCGGGCUCUCAGCCACUGCCCAAACUACAGGUGCCUCCGCCAACGCCACCCAAACCUCAGGGUUUUCCCCAGGCCUUGGUCAAGUCUCAGUCGCUGACGCUGGAGCACAGCGACGACUACAACUCGUUUGCAGUCUGUUCGGGUGAUAUGCUGUCCCCCACGGGUUCCACAGACCAGCUGCAUUAUAGCAUGUCCAGCAAACAGAUGUCCAUCAAGGAGAGAGUGGCCCGGUUAAAGAAGAGUGGCGAGGAAGACUGGAGAAACCGCAUCAACAAGAAACAGGAAGUGGAGAACGUGGCAUCCACUGAGCAAAGUGACGUGGAGUCAACACAUAAGAAGGAGGAAGAGGUGGUCCUUCAUGACCAUUCUCCAGUGUGCUUAUCAGAGCAGCUGUGGGAGCCUGUCUUCUCCUCCACUUUCUCUCCUCCUUUCUCCCUCGGACAAAAGUGUCAGUACAUUGACCAUCACGCUCAGGCUCAGUCAACAGGAAAAGCACAAACUGAAGCCCAGAUGACCAUUGAGGAAAGGAAACAGAUGAUCUCCAAGCGAGAAGAUGACUGGAUGAGCAAGGGCAAGGGUGUGGCCAAUGACUCUGGCCAGUACACUGUGGCAGCACGCAUGGUCAAGAAAGGCCUGGCAGCCUCCUCCUCCAUCAUUGGGCCGAUCCUGUCGCCCGUCUCCACCAAACUCAAGAGCAGCACCGCAAUUGUCAGCAAACCUCAAGAGGGUAUUGAAGCCAGAGCAGACAUGGAAUCAGACAAGAAGCUUGACAAAUUGGAAACCUUCUUAGAACGGAUCAACAGCAAAGUGUCCGAACUGCAGGAGAGCACCCUGACAGUCACAGAGAAGGCAGUGAAGGAGGUGAUGAAGUUAGACGAUGAGAUCUUCUCCAACUUCUACCGUCGUGUCGCCGAUUUGCCCCACGUACCGUCGCCCAUCGAGCUCAGCGAGGACUUCGAUGCCAUAUUUGGCUCACGGCAUGGAUCCGGCAGGCUGACAUCGGCAGUGGUGCGCCACAAGCGCUCUGUGCGUCCAUCCAGAAACGUGCAGGCGUCCCGCAACCCUGUCAAGACACUGGCCGCCCGCCAGGACAUACGACACGAGUACACAGAGGAAAGACUCAACGUGGCUCAGCUGGAGAGCAAGAGGAUGUCCUCUGAAAAGAUGGUUAAAAGCUUGGAAUAUUCCGAUGCCGCUCUGGCAGGACUGGCCAGUAAGGAGAACUACAGCACCGUGAGUUUGCGCAGCGUAAACGCCUCGGAGACGCCCACAUCCAACAACAGCGCACUCCCAUACAAGAACCUAAUGCUACUGCACAUCAAAGGCCGUCGACACGUUCAGACCAGACUAGUUGAGCCCAGAGCAUCCUCACUGAACAGUGGGGAUUGUUUCCUACUUGUGACCCCCGAGCACUGCUUUGUGUGGAUAGGAGAGUUCUCCAAUGUCAUCGAGAGGGCUAAGGCUAUGGAUCUGGCCCAGUUCAUACAAACUAAGAAAGACCUGGGCUGCAGGGCAAGCAAGGUACAGACUAUUGAGGAAGGCGUCCAAACGCAAAGUCCAGAUUCACAAGAGUUUUGGACCAUUCUCGGGGGACAGAGCUCCUACCAACCUGCCGGUCCGCCGGAGGAAGACGACCGCUUUGAGAACGCAAUUGUGGAAACCAAUUGCAUCUUUCGUCUGCUUGAUGACAAACUGAUGCCAGAUGAUGAUGAAUGGGGGAAGGUUCCUCGCUGUUCCCUAUUGUCAUCUAAAGAGGUAGUUGUGUUGGAUUUUGGCAGCGAAGUGUACGUGUGGCACGGCAAAGAAGUGACACUGGCCCAAAGGAAGGUGGCCUUCCAGCUUGCCAAACACCUCUGGAAUGGAACCUUUGACUACACGCUCUGUGACAUCAACCCACUUGACCCUGGAAACAGCAACACCCUAAUUCCAAGGAAAGGCCAAGGUCGGCCUGACUGGGCGAUAUUUGGCAGGCUGACCGAGCACAAUGAGACCAUUCUGUUCAAGGAGAAGUUUAUAGACUGGACUGAAGUAAAAUUGUCGCCAUCACCGACAGAAGGGAAAGAACAGCUACCAGAACAACAGAAGCCCAAGGUUCGAGAGUGCCGACCUUACGACAUAAGCCUGAUGCUGCCCCUCCUCCAGCCGUCUGUAACCACCAUUUUGGAUGGUGUGAACGUGGGGCGUGGCUACGGCUCUGUAGAGACCGAGGACCAUAUGAGGACUCAGGAAAUCAGUACUGUCUCUGUGGACGUUUGGCACAUCUUGGAGUUCGACUACAGCCGGCUGCCACGCCAGAGCAUUGGCCAAUUUCAUGAAGGUGAUGCCUACGUUGUCAAGUGGAAGUACAUGGUCAGCAUGUCAGUGGGACGCAGACUCAACCCAGAGGUGAGGAGUACUGGACCAGGCCGGGAGAAAUGUUGCUAUUUCUUCUGGCAAGGCCGACACUCUACGGUUAGCGAGAAAGGAACGUCAGCGUUGAUGACCGUAGAACUAGAUGAGGAGAGAGGGACUCAGAUGCAAGUGCAACAGGGCAAAGAGCCUCCGUGUUUCCUACAGUGUUUCAACGGCGGGAUGAUCGUCCAUGCCGGAAAAAGGGAAGAAGAGGAGGAGAACAUCCAAAGCGAGUGGCGAUUGUACUGUGUACGUGGAGAGGUACCUGCUGAGGGCCAUCUGCUGGAGGUGGCCUGCCACUGCAGUAGCCUACGCUCCCGAGCCUCCAUGAUCCUGCUCAGCGUCGACAAGGCAGCCAUCUACCUUUGGCACGGCUGCAAGACGCAAGAGCACACUCAUGGCGUGGCUAGCAUGGCCGCACUCAGGAUCAAAGAACAGUGUCCUCUAGAAGCUGGCCUCCACAGCAGCAGCAAGGUAACCGUCCAUGAGUGCGAUGAGGGCAUGGAGCCACCAGGAUUCUGGGAGGCUCUGGGACACAAGGACAGGAAGGCCUACGACUGCAUGCUGCAAGACACUGGGAAAUUCAACUUCACUCCACGGCUCUUUCAGCUGACCAGCACGUCAGGAGAGUUUGUGGCGACUGAGUUCUUCCAUCCGUCCCGUGCCUCGGAUCUCGUCACCUCGCUUCCUUUUUUGCAAGAGGAUCUUUACAACGUGGCACAACCAGGGUUGUUCCUGGUGGACAAUUUCCACGAAGUUUACCUAUGGCAGGGCUGGUGGCCACAAGACAGCGAGAGCACAGGAUCAGCUCGCAUGCGCUGGGAUUUAGACCGGAAGUGUGCAAUGGAGACGGUGCUGCAGUAUUGCAAAGAAAAAAGUAACAAGAAUCCUCAGAAAUCCUACUUGAUCCAUGCUGGACUGGAGCCGCUAACCUUCACUAAUAUGUUCCCCUGUUGGGAGCAUCGGGAAGAUGUCGCGGAGAUCUCAGAGAGGGAGGCAGAGGUCUGCAACCAGAUCAUCUUAGUGGAAGAUGUGCUGGCUCGACUCAGUCGGACCACCUUCCCGUUGGACCAGCUGCGGGCGCGGCCUCUACCGGAAGGUGUAGACCCGCUGCGUUUGGAGAUCUACUUGUCCGACCAAGACUUUGAGGACGCUUUGGAGAUGAGGAGAGACGAAUAUGAACGUCUGCCAGGGUGGAAGCAGGUCAACUUGAAAAAGGCCAAAGGAUUGUUUUAA
Molecule: messenger RNA, 7455 nt
Organism: Nerophis lumbriciformis (worm pipefish)
Lineage: Eukaryota; Metazoa; Chordata; Actinopteri; Syngnathiformes; Syngnathidae
Source: RefSeq, a predicted model, not a curated record